AUGACAGUCGACAACAUGGAGACUCAGGAGAUGGACGAGAGUGGGCUGCCUGGCCCCGGUGCGCCUACCCCUCUAUCCGCACUAGAGGGACUUGUGGGCUUGACGGCUAGAGAUAUCAAGCUAUUUGUUGAUGCUGGGUACAACACUGUUGAGUCGAUUGCGUAUACACCAAAACGUCUGCUGGAGCAGAUCAAAGGCAUCUCUGAGCAAAAGGCGACCAAGGUCUUGGUCGAGGCUGCGAAACUCGUGCCUAUGGGCUUCACAACGGCCACUGAAAUGCAUGCCCGACGAAGUGAGCUCAUAUCGGUCACCACCGGAUCAAAGCGCCUCGACACCCUGCUCGGAGGUGGCGUUGAAACCGGCUCAAUCACUGAGAUAUUUGGAGAAUUUAGAACGGGAAAGAGUCAAAUUUGUCACACUCUCGCCGUGACCUGUCAACUUCCUUUCGACAUGGGCGGAGGUGAAGGAAAGUGUCUGUAUAUCGACACCGAGGGAACCUUCCGACCCGUUCGUCUCCUGGCAGUCGCUCAGAGGUACGGCCUUGUCGGAGAAGAAGUCCUCGACAACGUCGCAUAUGCACGCGCGUACAACUCAGACCACCAGCUGCAACUGCUCAACCAGGCAUCACAGAUGAUGUGCGAGACCCGAUUCUCACUCCUCAUCGUUGACUCAGCAACCUCGCUCUAUCGUACGGAUUUCAACGGUCGUGGUGAGCUCUCGUCACGACAGACGCAUCUGGCCAAGUUCAUGCGUACGCUGCAGCGUCUCGCUGAUGAAUUCGGAAUCGCGGUUGUCAUUACCAACCAGGUUGUUGCUCAGGUUGAUGGUGGACCGAGUGCCAUGUUCAAUCCCGAUCCGAAAAAACCUAUUGGUGGUAAUAUCAUUGCUCACGCGAGUACCACUCGACUCAGCCUGAAGAAGGGACGUGGUGAGACUCGUAUUUGCAAAAUCUAUGAUAGCCCUUGUCUGCCUGAAGGCGAUUGUCUCUUUGCUAUCAACGAGGACGGUAUCGGCGAUCCUAACGAGAAGGAUGUGGAGAAUGAGUGA
Penicillium atrosanguineum is the source of this 1047-nucleotide messenger RNA. RefSeq names its product recombinase RAD51. The coding region runs from base 1 to 1047 and encodes 348 amino acids. Gene Ontology annotation, biological process: DNA strand invasion; double-strand break repair via homologous recombination; chromosome organization involved in meiotic cell cycle. Gene Ontology annotation, molecular function: ATP-dependent DNA damage sensor activity; double-stranded DNA binding; DNA strand exchange activity. The transcript is spliced from 4 exons. The record is from RefSeq and is a predicted model, not a curated record. Gene Ontology annotation, cellular component: condensed nuclear chromosome. Lineage: Eukaryota; Fungi; Ascomycota; Eurotiomycetes; Eurotiales; Aspergillaceae.